Molecule: messenger RNA, 3393 nt
Organism: Lodderomyces margitis
Lineage: Eukaryota; Fungi; Ascomycota; Pichiomycetes; Serinales; Debaryomycetaceae
Product: FG-nucleoporin
Exons: 1
Coding region: 1-3393 (1130 amino acids)
Biological process (GO): post-transcriptional tethering of RNA polymerase II gene DNA at nuclear periphery; protein import into nucleus; RNA export from nucleus
Cellular component (GO): nuclear pore; nuclear pore cytoplasmic filaments
Molecular function (GO): structural constituent of nuclear pore
Source: RefSeq, a predicted model, not a curated record
AUGUUUGGAAGUGCAUCUUCAGGAUUUGGAGGGUUUGGAAGCAAUACGGCCAAUACCAACUCCCCAUUUGGUGGUGGUGCCAACACAACAGCACCAGCCACAAAUACAAACGCAUCACCAUUUGGAACAAACAAUGCCAACACUGGAGCAGGUGGUGGUGGAUUAUUUGGCAGUACAUCAUCUAACCCAACUUCAAGCUUUGGAUCCAGCAAUGUCUUUGGAUCUGGUAAUACUACAGGUACGCUGGCAUUUGGAAGCAAUACCGCGGGUGGAGCAGUACCAGGUGGUGGUGGUGGAUUAUUUGGCUCGAAUCCAGCCAAUAAUACUACUGCUUCUGCAUCGCCAUUUGGACAGCCACAACAAUCGACAUCAUCAGUCUUUGGUAGUGGUACUCAAGGAACAUCUGCAUUUGGCUCUGCCAAUACAGGCACUGGUGGAGGAUUAUUUGGAAGCAAACCAGCGACUACAUCGACUUUUGGAUUUGGUUCACCGGCAGCUAAUAACGCGACAACAUCUCCGUUUGGUGCAUCGACAACCACAUCAAAUGCGUUUGGAGGAGCCCAAGGUGAUCCCAAUGUCAAUAACGGUACUGCCGUGAAGCCGUUUGCACCCCAUAGUGAAAAGGAUUCAGCAAAUAUAAACAACGUGUUUCAAAAUGUAUGUUGUAUGCCAGAAUACAAAAACUUUUCAUUUGAAGAGUUGCGAUUGAAGGAUUAUGAACAAGGCAGAAGGUUCCCACAGAACCAAGGUGCUGCUGGUGGAGGAGCCUUUGGAAGUACAGCCAACACCGGCACUGGAUUUGGGUUUGGUGGUGCUGCACAACAACAACAGCAGCAACAACAACAGCCUUCUACAGGAGGAGGACUCUUCGGCGGACAAUCCAAUCCAUCACCAUUUGGCAACACAGGUAACGCCUCCUCUGCAUUUGGCUCUAGUUUUAACAAGCCCACAGCAUCACCCUUUGGUUCAUCGGGUGCAUUUGGAUCUACGCAACAACAAGCAUCUCCAUUUGGAACUAGCAACACUAGCAAUGCUUUUGGAGCAAAUAAACCAGCAACUGGAUUUGGAAGUGGAGCUGGAACUACCACAGGUGGCGGAUUAUUUGGUGGAGGUGGUGGUGCAAGUAAUGCAUUUGGUCAAAAGCCAGCUACUGGGUUUGGUAGUGGUAAUACUUCCGCAUUUGGGUCUUCUGGUGGUGGGUUUGGUAACACUGGAAGCUCGCCAUUUGGACAAGCUAACAACAACCAACAGCAACAACAACAAGGUGGUGGAUUAUUUGGUGGGUCAAACACAGGUAAUGCAUUUGGUAGUGCAUCAGGUGGUUUUGGGCAGUCCAAUACAGGUAAUGCAUUUGGGUCAAAUACAGGUGCGUCUGGUGGUGGAUUGUUUGGAGGACAGCAAUCUCUGGGCUUUGGUGCUAAGCCAAGUACCGGAUUCGGCUCUACCAAUACUGGUGGAGGAUUGUUUGGUCAACAGGGUAAUCAACAACAGCAACCACAGCAACAAGGAGGAGGGUUGUUUGGUGGUGGAGCACAGCAAAAUCAGCAACAACAGGGUGGCGGAUUGUUUGGUGCAAAGCCUGCAGGAUCUACAUCGAUGUUUGGCCAAGGUGCCGGUGCCGGAGGCGCAGCAACUGGAGGUGGAUUAUUCGGAAGUCAACCGAACAACACUGGAGCAACAGGUGGAGGUUUAUUCGGAGCCAAACCAGCGACGGGAGGUGGGUUGUUUGGUGGUAACACUGGAACCACUGGAGCCACUGGAACCACUGGAGGUGGAUUAUUUGGCCAACAAAAUAGUCAACAACAACCACAGCAACAACAAAGUGGAGGGUUGUUUGGAUCGAAACCUGCAGGAGCAACUGGGGGUGGUGGACUCUUUGGAAACAACCAACAAGGUGGUACCACGUCAGGUGGAUUAUUCGGCGGUGGCGCACAACAGAACCAGCAACAACAACAGCCACAACAAGGUGGAGGAUUGUUUGGUGGGUCAAACACUGGAGGCGGAUUAUUUGGCUCUAAACCUGCUGGUACAGCCCCAUCUGGUGGGAGUCUUUUUGGCAACAAUCAGCAAGGUGGUAACACAUCGGGUGGCUUGUUUGGAGGUGGCGGCGCUGGUAGUGCAACUGGUGGUGGCUUAUUCGGAUCUAACCAAGGUACUACUGGUGGUGGUGCUGGUGGAUUUGGAUCUGGUGGUGGACUCUUUGGUGCUUCCAACCAACAACAACCGCAGCAACAGCAGCAGCAGCAACAACAACAACCAGGUCAGCCGCUGUUUUUACAAAAAACUCAACAACAACAAACGCAACCAUUGGCCAAUAUCAAUUCCCAAGACCCGUAUGGACAUAACCCAUUAUUUCAAUCAAUUUCAGGCACUAAUCAACAGCAACUACAACAACAGAAUCAAGAUUAUGGUACUAAUCAAAAGCCACGAGCUACUAUACUUAGACGAUCAUUUGCUGUGCCUCUGCAAAAUAAAAAGGUGGUGACAUUGGGCAAUACAGCACAAAGGAUCACUCCACUUUUCAAAGUUAGUGUAUUGCCAUCGACAGUGAAGCCAGUUGAAAAGGCGCAAGAUGAACUUUUCAAACAGAAAACUGAUCACUUGUUUUCUCCAGUUACUGAUCUGGCUAUUAUUACGUCAGAUAUAUUCCGCCCCAAUAACAAUUUUAAGAAAUUAGUUGUUGAAAAGAGUAAUGGCAAGUAUAAUUUGACAAUCAAUGAUCGAGGAGAUGAUGAUGCUACCAAUACAAAACAAGUUUCCUUUGCUUUGGAGAGUGACAAGAAGAAAGUUAAUGGUGAUGGUGAUGAGGUAAAGAAAAGUGAAAUCACUGCUGAAGCAAAGAAGAAGGAGAAUGGUGAGACCUCAGUUGAAACCAAGAAUGAUAAGGUUGUUAUUAAUGGUAACAACAAGGCGGAAUUGAAAGCAGAUGAAAAUCAGAAGCAAUACGAGGAAGACGUUAAUGAAGAAGGAUACUGGACAUCGCCAUCAAUAUCUGAGUUGAAAACAAAGACCUUAUCAGAACUUAAAUCAAUCCCCAAUUUCAAAAUUGGCCGUAAAGGUUAUGGAUUCUUGCAAUACCUUGAACCAAUUGAUUUAUCAACCAUGUUGAAUUUGGAUGAUAUUUUCCAAUUUGUUGAAUUUGAUAAUAAAUCAUGUAUAGUUUACCCCGAUGAUGAUUUGAAGCCUCGCAAAGGUGAAGGAUUGAAUUUACCAGCCAAAAUUACAUUACACAAUUGUUGGCCAUUGAAUAAGCAAGAUCGGUUGCCUAUAGUGGACCCACAUUCUGAUGCUGUUAAAUUGCAUAUUGAGAAUUUGCAGAAGUUGCCUGGAAUGAAGUAUGAAAAGUAUGAUCCUGUUAGUGGUGAUUGGUCAUUUACUGUUGAUGAGAUGUAA